Verruconis gallopava is the source of this 1105-nucleotide messenger RNA. RefSeq lists its product as uncharacterized. Gene Ontology annotation, molecular function: protein N-terminal-serine acetyltransferase activity; histone H4 acetyltransferase activity; histone H2A acetyltransferase activity. The transcript has a single exon. Lineage: Eukaryota; Fungi; Ascomycota; Dothideomycetes; Venturiales; Sympoventuriaceae. Bases 252 to 935 code for a protein of 227 amino acids. Gene Ontology annotation, cellular component: nucleus. The record is from RefSeq and is a predicted model, not a curated record.
CUUGCUUGUCGCCUUUGGACCACUACCGCAUACUGGAUGAUGCGCGACCUCAUUUGGCUAUCCCUUGUGGAAGUCACAGUCUUCAAACUGAUGACUGUUGGAUGGAUGAUGUUUGUGCAUAGAAGCUGAUCAACUUGACGAUGACGACUUCCGGAAAAUGCUUCGUUCCGAUUGGAGACGCGACGCGCUCGGCCACCAAAAAAAUCCACAGAAACCAAUUGAUAAAUUAAUAUAACAUAUGAGUUUAACCAAUGCCGUCUAGGCGCUCGAAUGCAAAGGACACCGAAUCCUUCCUUUCUGCAUUGAAUGCGCUUGAUGAGGCUGCGUUCGCAAAAUACUUGCCCUCAAGCUCGGAGCUAAAGUCCAAAGAUGGCUCGAAGACCUAUGUGUGGACGUUUCAUUUAUCUAGUAAUCUCAAUGAUGAUGACUUAGAAGCAUGUUUCAGUCUGGUUGAAGAGACAAGUUCUGCAGAUUACCAAGCUGCCAGCCAAGGAUGGAAUCCAGACCAUAAGCGCUCAGAAAUGCGGGAGAGGGACAUGCGCUAUAUACUUGUGCAUCGUUCGGGAAAAGAAGGUCACAACAGUGUACUCGCCUUCACAUCUUUCAUGCUCACCCCGGAAGAUGACCAGCCAGUCAUAUACAUUUACGAGAUACACCUAUCACCCGAGCUCCGUGGCACAGGUAUUGGCAAGGCCUUGAUGGAGAUGGUUGCGAGCAUUGGACGCAAGGUCGGAGUCAGUAUGAGCAUGCUUACGGUAUUUACGACCAACCAACACGCCGAAGCCUUCUACAGACGGCUGGGCUACACGGAAGAUGAUUCAAGCCCGCGUGAUAGGAAGUUGAGGGGCGGAAAGAUCAAGAGGCCAGAAUACCUGAUAUUGAGCAAGAACCUGAGAGAGCAAGCGAAUGCAACCACAAAGCGGAUCAAGACUUAGUAUAUGAGGGGAUCGGUGUGGCUUUGAAUAAAUCUCAGCCAGACUUCGGGAACUCGGCUAGGAGAUCGCCUCCGAGGUUUUGUAAAUGCUAAUUGACCCGUUGGGGUAUCAAUGCUGCCGUACGCCAGAAGCGAAAAUCGUGUUGCAAACCAUGUCAAUCCAAGCCCGAG